AUGUCGCGCUCACGCCCAAUGCAGCGCACGUCGAGCGCCUCCAACUCUUCAUCCUCAUCCACCUCUCCAGAGCGCGGCGCCGACGAUGACAACGACUCUUUCAUGCUGCAAGCAAACGAUUCACAGUCCUCCCUUGGCAUGGACAUGUCCCCCGAUAUGAGCGACGAGUACGCAAGGAGGGAAUACGAAGAGCGGUGCCGUGUGUCGCCAGUCCAUCGCCUGCCCGCCGAGCUGUUGAUCAGCAUCUUCUCGCGCCUCACAGCAAACAGCGACCUGCAGUCGUGCUUGUUGGUCUCAAAAGAGUGGGCGCGGAACAGUGUGGGCCUACUAUGGCAUAGACCCGCUAUGAGCAGGUGGGAGUCCAUACACAAUGUCGUGCAAUCCAUACGAAAGGCGGACAAAUUCUUCGCUUAUCAGGAUCUGGUCAAGAGGCUCAACAUGUCUACGCUGGCGAACUCAGUUAGCGACGGGACCCUGGUGGGCAUGACAGCGUGCAAGCGCGUCGAACGCCUCACCCUGACCAACUGCACCAAGCUUACGGACCUGGCUCUACAACCGCUGGUGGAUGGCAAUCGCAGUUUGCUCGCGCUGGAUGUGACCGGGCUGGAUCAGCUUACAGACCGGACGAUGAUGACUGUGGCGGAUCACUGUCUUCGACUGCAAGGGCUGAAUGUCACAGGCUGCAAGAAGCUCACAGACGCCUCCAUUGCUGCGGUAGCAAAGAACUGCCGGCAUCUAAAGAGGCUAAAGUUUAACAACUGCAUACAGCUGACGGAUGCGUCGAUCCUCACGGUGGCAGACCACAGCACGCAUCUCCUCGAAAUCGAUCUCUACGGGCUGCAGAAUCUGGAAAGCCCGGCCAUCACCGCCCUCCUGACCUCCUGCACCCACCUCCGCGAGAUGAGAUUAGCACAUUGCUCUCGCAUCAACGAUUCCGCCUUCACCGACAUCCCAAGCUCUCCCGGCCACCAGAAGAUGUUCGAAUCUCUCCGCAUCCUCGAUCUGACGGACUGCAACGAGCUUGGCGAUCGCGGCGUGGAGAAAAUCAUCCAGACUUGCCCAAGGCUACGCAACCUCAUCCUGGCCAAGUGCAGACAGAUCACCGACCGCGCCGUCUUUGCUAUCACCAAGCUCGGCAAGAACCUGCACUACAUCCAUCUCGGCCACUGUGCGCGGAUCACGGACCUUUCGGUCGAAGCGCUGGCGAAGGCAUGCAACCGCAUACGAUACAUUGACUUGGCAUGCUGCGUCAAUCUCACCGAUAACAGCGUGACGAAGCUCGCAGGCCUGCCGAAGCUCAAGCGUAUCGGGCUGGUGAAGUGCUCCACCAUUACUGAUCGUAGCAUCUAUGCUUUGGCCAUGGGUGAAGUCAAGAAUGGGCGCAGGAUCAAUGGUGUCAGCGUGCUUGAGCGUGUGCAUCUCAGCUAUUGCACCCUCUUGACUCUCGAUGGCAUCCACGUUCUCCUCAACAACUGCCCAAAACUCACCCACCUCUCCCUCACCGGUGUGCAAGCCUUCCUCCGCGAUGAACUGCUCGCCUUCUGCCGCGAGGCCCCGCCGGAGUUUAACGACCACCAGCGCGACGUCUUCUGCGUCUUCUCCGGCACCGGCGUCGGCCGCUUACGCGAGUUCCUCAACCAGCAGAAAGCGCACGCCGCCGCCGCUGCCGCUGAGCGGGAGGCGGAAGGUGAGGGAAGCUUGGGCGGGAACUCAGAAACUGGGAGCGAGAUGGGAGACGCUGAGGACGGAGACGCGGUGCAUGUGAAUGUCCACGGCAAUCACGCAGCAGGCGCCACACCCGUCGUCUUCGCGCCAGGCUGGCAACACCAUGGCGGCCAUCACGGUCAUCAGCACCACAAUUCUUUCGACAACGCGGCGGGCGCGGCAGUUGCAGGGUCAUCGGUUCUUAGUCAGAGCGCCCCGGCUUCGACGCCUAUGUUCUGGAGCAACGCGCCUGCGGGCCUGGGACUUGCAGGAUUCGCUGGACUGGCGGGCUUCGGCAGCGCUGCUGGCUCGCCUGCUGGUGGAGGUGGAGGUGGAGGCGGUGCACAGCAGGUUACCGGUAUGAUGGGCGCGGCUGUGCUCGAUGAUGUGGAUGAGGGGGACGAGGCGUUUGGAGAGGGGAGCGAGAUUAUGGGGGAUGGGGAUUGA
Messenger RNA from Saxophila tyrrhenica, 2151 nucleotides. It is a transcript of the gene GRR1, whose product is annotated as SCF ubiquitin ligase complex subunit. The record is from RefSeq and is a predicted model, not a curated record. Gene Ontology annotation, molecular function: protein binding. NCBI's taxonomy places the organism in Eukaryota, Fungi, Ascomycota, Dothideomycetes, Mycosphaerellales, Extremaceae. Bases 1 to 2151 code for a protein of 716 amino acids. Gene Ontology annotation, cellular component: cytoplasm. The transcript has 2 exons.